Molecule: messenger RNA, 1245 nt
Organism: Neoarthrinium moseri
Lineage: Eukaryota; Fungi; Ascomycota; Sordariomycetes; Amphisphaeriales; Apiosporaceae
Exons: 2
Coding region: 1-1245 (414 amino acids)
Biological process (GO): base-excision repair
Cellular component (GO): nucleus
Molecular function (GO): DNA N-glycosylase activity; damaged DNA binding; DNA-(apurinic or apyrimidinic site) endonuclease activity
Source: RefSeq, a predicted model, not a curated record
AUGCCUGAAAUCGCCGAAGUUGCACGGAUUACUCAUUUCCUACGCCUUCAUCUGGUUGGCAAGACGAUCAAGAAGGCAACGGCCCCAGAAGAUGCCAAUGUUUUCGGCAAAGUUGGUACCAGCGGGCCCGCCUUUGAGAAGGCUGUGACUGGCAAGAAGGUCGUCGGCGCCGGCAGCCAAGGGAAAUAUUUCUGGAUAUUGCUCGACAGUCCUCCUCAUCCGGUUAUGCAUUUCGGGAUGACCGGCUGGAUACACAUCCGCGGCGAGCAGACGGCAUACACCCGGUACUAUGAGAAGUCCAAGGACGACAAGGCCCAGUGGCCGCCCAAGUUUUGGAAAUUCCAACUGGAAACGGACAGCGACCCCAAGGUCGAAGUAGCCUUUACCGACGCACGUCGCUUCGGCCGGGUUAGGCUUGUCGAUUGCCCUGGCGAGGACAUUCGAAAGCAUUCUCCCCUGAAGGAGAAUGGGCCGGACCCUGUCGUCGACAAGGACAUCUUCACCGAGGAUUACCUAAGACAGAAGAUGAAAAACAGACACGUUCCCAUCAAGGCCCUGCUCCUUGAUCAAGCCAUGAUCAGUGGAAUUGGCAACUGGGUUGGAGAUGAGAUCAUGUACCAGGCAAAGCUGCAUCCGGAGCAGUACAGCGACGACUUCAGUGAUCAAGAUGUCGCAAAGCUAUACAAGGCGGCAAGAUAUGUCUGCGACACGGCUGUUGGCGUCCUUGGAGACUCUGAUCAAUUUCCUUCCGACUGGCUGUUUAACCACCGAUGGGGCAAGGGCAAGAAGGACCACCCAACCACCCUCCCCACUGGCGAGAAGAUUGUGUUCAUCACGGUGGGUGGACGGACUAGUUGUGUCGUUCCCAGCGUCCAGAAAAAAACCGGCAAAGCAACUGUUCCCGACACCAAGGAGGAGAUUGAGGCUUUAGAUGAUGAGACGGAGAGCAAGUACUUUGGUAGGAAAGGCAACUCCACCGCCAAAAGCGAAACGAAACCGGCGACCAAGAAGCCAAAUGGAACAAAGCGGAAGGCAAUCAAGGAGGAAGAGGCGGAGAACGAAGCCCCAGUCCUGUCUAACGGAGCCAAAAAGGCUAGGAAGGUCAGUCAAGUGAAGCAGGAAGAUGAUGUGCCAGCCGCGGAGAAGCAGAAGUCAAGAAAGACUAAGGAUGAGGCUGUUGUUCCUCAACCCAUCCCUGAGCUGGGAAGACGGCGGUCUGGAAGACUCAGCGGCAGAGCUUCCUGA